AACCAAAGAGGUGACCAGAUGCCAAUCCAAGUACUAGUCAACAGUAAUUCUGACUUUGCUUUCAAGUUCUUCAGGAAGGUCUUUUUCCAUGGAAGCAAAAAAGGUGGCACAGACAAGAACAAUGUUGUCUUCUCUCCCAUCUGCAUCUCCUCUGCCUUUGCAAUGCUAGCCUUGGGUGCAAAGGACAACACUUUAGAUCAGAUCUUGAAAGGACUUGAUUUUAAGCCAUCAGAGUUCCAGGAGAGCAUGAUACACAAAGGCUUCUGUGAACUCAUGCACAUGUUAAAUAAUGGAGGAGCUGGACACCAGAUGGAAGUGGGGAAAUGUCUCUUCGUGCAAAACCAGCUACAUCCUGAACAGCAAUUCUUAAAUGGCCUCAAAAAUAUGUAUGGAGGAGACAUCUAUUUAGAAAAUUUUAAAAACACUGCAGAAACUCAGCAGCACAUCAACAGUUACAUUGAAAGGAAAACCCAUGGGAAAAUUUCUAAGCUUGUCAAUGGAAUUGAUCCCAUUACUGAAAUUCUGCUAAUUAGCUAUAUUUAUAUGAAAGCUAAAUGAAAGAAGCCUUUUAAUCCAAAGUACACAGAGGAGCGCAACUUCUAUGUGAAUCCAUACAUGGUUGUGAAAGUGCCAAUGAUGUUCCAGAUGGGCAUGUUUGAACUUGGACGUGAUGAUGAGCGGUUUUGUACUAUUUUGAAAAUGCCCUAUGAAGCUCACAUUGCUGCAUAUUUUAUCCUGCCUGACAAAGGGCAGCUCGAGAGGGUGGCCAGCAGCUUGUCAUGUGGAGUUUUACGGACAUGGAAAAGUAUCCUUUCAAAAAGCUCUGUAAAUGUGUAUAUACCAAAAUGCUUGGUAAGUGGAGAGAUUAAACUGAAAGAUAUAAUGUAUUCCAUGGGCCUGGUUGAUGUAUUCACUGACAAAGCAGAUCUGUCUGGAAUCACAGGACAGCCCCAGCACAGGCUCUCAGAGGCCAUUCAUAAGGCUGUGAUAAUGAUUGAUGAGAGAGGAACAGAAGCUUCAGCUGCUACUUCCAUGGACCUGGUGCCCAUGUCUAUGCCUACUAUCAUGAAAUAUGAUAGACCAUUCAUAUUUAUAAUUCAAGAACAAAAGACUCAGAGUAUACUAUUCAUGGCAAACAUUUUAAAUCCUACUGAGAAAUAG
Python bivittatus (Burmese python) is the source of this 1161-nucleotide messenger RNA. RefSeq names its product serpin A12-like. Gene Ontology annotation, molecular function: serine-type endopeptidase inhibitor activity. Lineage: Eukaryota; Metazoa; Chordata; Lepidosauria; Squamata; Pythonidae. The record is from RefSeq and is a predicted model, not a curated record.